Messenger RNA from Rotaria sordida, 852 nucleotides. The record is from the annotation of a GenBank genome assembly. NCBI's taxonomy places the organism in Eukaryota, Metazoa, Rotifera, Eurotatoria, Philodinida, Philodinidae.
AUGGUUAUUCAUGAUCGUGAUAUUGAUCGUUUUGCUGAUCGUAGUCGAGAACUUUGGUCUGAUCGAACAAUGUCGGAUAUGAAAUAUAGACAAAAUAAUUUUCUUCGUUGUUGUGGAAAUUGUCCAUUUGCAUCAUUACUUGCAUUUAUUAUAACAAUAGUUGGUACAAGUAUUUUUUGUGGUUGUCUGUAUUAUCCAAUUCGAACAUCUAUUGAACAAAUAAAUAAUGCUUUUGAAACUGAAUAUGUUGAUCUUGAAUGGAUUCGUAUAUUACGUUUGACAGUUAUUUUUAUUCUUGCAAUAAUGGGAAGUUUUUCAUUUAUAUUACUUAUUGUUGGAUCAUUAGCUACAGGUGCUACACGUCAUCAAGUUUAUACUGGAUUUCGUUCUCGACUUGGCGGUCGCAUUGCAACAGGAUUUUUUACAUUUGUUGUCUAUAUUAUGUUACUUAUUUGGUUAAUUAUAAUGAUAAGUAUGAUGAUACCAUGUAUUGGUUUAUAUAUAUUAGGACAUCGUUGUACUGAAACUUGGGUAGUACAAACAGUAUCUGGCUGGCCAAAUACAGCAUCACCAGUAGCUUGUUUAACACCAGGAACUUAUGGAAUUCCUGUACCUAAACAUAAACCUGAUGUAAAAGUUUGUCAACACAAAUUUAAUGAAUUAUGUGCAUUGACGACUCAUACAUUGAAAUUUUGGGCAGGUUUAGUUGGUUCAUUUUUUGUUGUUAUGGGUUUGAUUCAUUUUCUUUGUUGUCUUGCGGCUAAUUAUGCUCAUAUAAGAGAUGGUCGAAAAUUACAUGAUUAUGAAGAAGCAAUACGAGAAGAACUUGAAAUAUCAAAAUUAAAUCAAUAA